This is a messenger RNA of Daldinia decipiens, 1796 nucleotides long. RefSeq lists its product as uncharacterized. The transcript is spliced from 2 exons. The coding region runs from base 665 to 1591 and encodes 308 amino acids. The record is from RefSeq and is a predicted model, not a curated record. Lineage: Eukaryota; Fungi; Ascomycota; Sordariomycetes; Xylariales; Hypoxylaceae.
GUACGGUAUUAUUAAGAGAUUAUUUCGAUAACUAUUCAAUUAGGGUCGUCCUGGUUCUCCAAAAUAAAAAAAUAAAAUUUUUUAAGGGACUUGGCGUUCUGCGCUAGGUAUAUCGAUGCUAUGUAAACGUGAUUCUAAAAAGUUGCUAGAUUCCAUGUCUUUUCUAGCGCCCUUGAGAGGACUCGGAUAGUUCGAAACGUGAUAGCUUCACGCAUUAUCAUAGCUAAGCCUUAAUGAGUAUAAAUGCUUGUCUUAAAGCUAAGGAGGCGAUCAUCUAGUUAGAUCUGAAAAGUGGGAACAUCUAGAUGCUGGAAUGCGAUUGGAUACGAAACUAUUUCUCUCUGUUUUGUCCAUCGUUUCGGAAACUUCGGACGAUAUUUCACGCAAAAUAGAAGCUGUUGGUUCAAAGUCGGCAUGAUGGCUGGUGUAACUGAUAUUGAGACGCACGACCUGCUGCAGGCCAAAGAACUUGCUUCAGCCAAAAUGGUGUAUAUAAGACUCGAAAUGAAUCGCAGUUCAGCAAUUCUACUCUUGUCUGCACCACACCAAAACCUCCAACUACUAUCCAUUUAAUCCACAAUUCCCUUCUAUUGUCUUGAGGACAGCCCUGGUGGUAUAUUUUUAACGUCAUAAUUCCUGUUUAUUAACUCCCCAAGUCGUCAAAAUGCGGUACUCACUUAUUGCUACUUCCAGCCUUCUUGCCACUGUUUAUAGUCACGGUCUUGUGACAUCUAUCAAAGGAGCAAAUGGCGUAGUGAUGCCCGGACUGAGCGUUGCCGAUGGUACGCCCCGAGACUGCAGUUCCAACUCUUGCGGGUCACAGGCCGAUACAGCAAUCAUCAGAGAUCGUGAGAUAGAAUCGGGCAAGGCGAGUGCUCUGGGCCGGACCCAAGGUAACGGACCCAUCGACGCCGCCGUCAUGAUCCAGAGUUUCAUGGGAGCAGGCACAACGGUUCCAACCAACAAUGGUUCUGCUGCUGCCACCGGUGUGGAGGACAACAUUCCGGGGAACGUAGCAAAGAAGAGCACCUCCUCCCCUCGAGGACUGAGCGACUUGCUUUCAGGGCUUACUGGUGGUCGCACUAGUAGUAACAAAGCUAAGACCGGCGCGGGCAACAAGACCGAGACGCCUGAAGAAACCUCGGUUGCCGCCACGGCUGGACAGGGUGCCACGUCGGGUCUCCCUACAUGUGCGGAUGAUGGUUCAAUCACCAUGACAUUCCGACAAAUCAACCAAGAUGGUGCUGGUCCGAUGGAGGCCGCCGUCGACGGAACCUCGGGCGGUCAGGACCCUAACGCGUUCAAGACCGCCGAAGUAACUCAGGAUGUUCCGGGCCUAGGUUUCCUAGGACUAUCCACGGCCACUAAUACGGACUUUCCUUUGACCGUACAGAUGCCCGAGGGGAUGACCUGCGACGCUACCGUCGGUGACGCUCAGAACGUCUGCAUCGUGAGAGUUCGAAACCAAGCCAUUGCAGGACCGUUUGGAGGCUCAGCGGCUUUUACACAGUCCCCUGCUGCACGCAAGCGGGCAAUCACCUAUCGCUUAAAGAAGCGCAACGGCGCUAAGCAGAACCGCCGCCUCCGAUAAAUAAUUCAAGAGCUAUUAUGUAUGAUAUAUGAAGAUUGGCGUUGGGUUAUAGAUAUGCUAGGAAAGCGUGUUUGGAUUGUAUUCAUAUGGAAGGUUUAGGAUUAUCGUUUAGUUAGAUCAUCUUGAUCAUCUUGAUUAUUGAUCUUAAUGAUGUUUAAGUGACGUCAAUUCAUCGUUAGCGUCAAAGCUUGGCCCUGUUCAGCAC